Molecule: messenger RNA, 1539 nt
Organism: Fusarium venenatum
Lineage: Eukaryota; Fungi; Ascomycota; Sordariomycetes; Hypocreales; Nectriaceae
Product: amino acid/polyamine transporter I
Biological process (GO): transmembrane transport
Cellular component (GO): membrane
Molecular function (GO): transmembrane transporter activity
Source: RefSeq, a predicted model, not a curated record
AUGAAUCACGACAAGAUCAAUAGUGGUAUUCUCGAGAAAGGGGAUGUAACUGAAGGAGAUUCUACCACAUUUACCGAGCAAGGUUCUGUCGUCAACGCAUCUGGUCAUACCGACCAACUCACUCGACAGUAUGGACUCGUGGGGCUCACGGGCAUUGCUGUGACGGUCAACAAUGCCUGGGUUGUUCUAGGCUCAUCUAUAUCUGUGUCAAUUCUGAGCGGAGGUAUCUCUGGCGUCAUAUAUGGGCUUAUGGUCGCCGUCUUCUACUAUACCUUUAUCGGACUGAGCCUUGCUGAGCUUUCAUCCUCCUGUCCUAGCUCUGGUGGUGUAUACCACUGGGCUACUAUAGCAGCUGGGCCAAAAUGGGGCCGAGUCACCGGCUUCUAUGCCGGAUGGAUCAACUUCUAUGGUUGGAUGUUCGGACUCGCAUCUUUAGUCCAGGUCGCAGCCAAUGCAGGAGUACAGUGCUACGCAACACUCACACCUGCUUUCUCCCCUUCAGCGUGGCACGUUUACGUCGCAUAUCUGAUCGUUAUAUGGCUGAGUACCUUUGUUGUCAUAUUUUCUAAUCGGCUUGUGCCUUAUACUCAGAAACUUGGGUUAAUUCUCGUUGUUGUCGGCGGUCUCGUGACAAUCAUCAUCGUCGCCGUCAUGCCUUCGAAGCAUGCCUCCAGUCAAUUCGUCUGGAACUCCUUCCACGAAAACAACCUGACUGGUUGGAAUGAUGGAGUUGCAUUCAUGGUUGGAGUUCUGAACGGUGCUUUCACCAUUGGGACUCUGGAUGCCAUUACUCACAUGGCUGAAGAGGCUGCCAACCCGAAAAAAGAUCUGCCCAGGGCCAUCUUUCUUUAUAUUUCCAUUGGCGGUGUUUAUGCUUUGGCUUUCGCCGUUGUUCUCGGAUAUGCCAUCUCGGAUCUUUCAGUACUUCAAGGAAAUUCCAACACGUUCCCAUUGGCCGGGAUUUAUCAUCAAGCAACUGGAAGCACAGCGGCGACAUUUGCUCUACUAUUCAUCAUUUUAAUAUCGUCUCUAUGCUGCGUCAUCGGCACUGUCUUGACCAACUGCCGUACUUACUGGACUCUGGCUAGAGAUCAAGCAGUGCCGUUUUCCCAUUACUUCAGCAGAGUCAGCACCAAACUUAGAACACCGGUCGAAUCAACCAUCUUCGUGGCAGUCAUAGCAUCGGGUAUUGGUGCUAUUCCGCUGGGAAGUUCAGUCGGGUUCAGUAAUCUCACUGGAUCUUUCAUCAUCAUCACCACGGUUUCAUACGCUAUUCCUAUUAUUUCGAAUCUCCUCAGCGGUCGCAAGAGAUUCUCACCUGGGCCCUUUCACCUGAAGAAAUGGGGAUCCCUGAUCAACACAUUCACCAUAUUGCUGAUUGUACUUUUCGAUGUAUUCUUUUGUUUUCCUGUAGGACUGCCAUUCGAUGCCUCGACCAUGAAUUACAACUCCGUGAUUCUCUGUGGCUUGUGUACGCUUAUAACUAUAUGGUGGCUGGCGUCUGCUUCAAAACACUACCCAGGCCCUUCGUUUCGUUAA